Molecule: messenger RNA, 3260 nt
Organism: Scomber japonicus (chub mackerel)
Lineage: Eukaryota; Metazoa; Chordata; Actinopteri; Scombriformes; Scombridae
Product: polypeptide N-acetylgalactosaminyltransferase 10-like
Exons: 12
Coding region: 538-2355 (605 amino acids)
Cellular component (GO): Golgi apparatus
Source: RefSeq, a predicted model, not a curated record
AAUGAAGAAAAUGUCUCAAGUAUUUUAAAACUACUAAAAUAAAGUGAUUUUCAUGUGUAUGCUUUCAGGGUGAAUUUACUGGUUAUACAGGUGGUUUAUAUCCAGUAAGUUCGUAUCUAAAACAGUGAUUGUCUUAUUUCCGAGGUGCAUGUGAAGGCAGCAGAAGUUCCCAGCCGGACAUGCAGCAGGCCUGUAUAACUUUUGGUGAUUUUAGUUUGGCUCUGCUCCCCACAAUGUCCCCCAUUUCACUGUGUAAUCGGCUGGGUUUUUAUUAAAUAAAAACGGAUCUCGUUACAUUCCAUUUAAAACAUGCUUUAAUUAAGUCUUGUGUUGUUGUCUGACCCUCUUCCUCCUCCUCCUCCUCCGCAGUGGUUUGCGCCCUCUAGUGGCAGUGAGCUCGCCGCCGUGCAAGCUUUCACACAGCGCCGGUGUCCGUCCCCACAGUCACAGUGAAAGUUGUCUCCGCUCAGCGAGGCAGGGGAGUCGGGACUCGCUAGUUUUGCACCGCCGCUGCUUCACAGGCUUUCUCCCGGAGACAUGAGACGGAAAGAGAAGCGGCUGCUGCAGUUCGCCGGGCUGCUCAUAGCGGCUCUUCUUUUCCUCCCCAAUGUCGGGCUGUGGUCUUUGUACAGGGACCGAGUCUUCGACAACUCGCCCGACACAGUGGACGGUCCGGGCGUUAUCCCGCAGAUACAGGGGGUGAACCGCAUGGGGAAGGACACCCAGGUGGGACGAGACGGCGUGCGGAGGAAAGACUGGCACGACAACGACGCAAUCAAAAGGGACGCCUCUCGAUCCGGUAACGGUGAACAGGGGAAACCAUUCCCCCUGACAGACGCAGACCGGGUCGACCAGGCCUACAGGGAGAACGGCUUCAAUAUUUAUGUCAGUGACAGGAUAUCCCUCAACCGCUCCCUCCCUGACAUCCGCCAUCAAAACUGUAAACAGAAGCUCUAUUCGGAGAAGCUGCCUAACACAAGUAUCAUCAUCCCAUUUCAUAACGAGGGCUGGUCGUCGCUGCUGAGGACCGUUCACAGCGUACUCAACCGCUCUCCUCCACAGCUCCUCGCGGAGGUCAUCCUGGUCGACGACUUCAGCGACAAAGAGCACUUAAAGGUGGCACUAGAGGAGUACAUGGUGCGGCUGCCGAAAGUUCGCAUCCUGAGGACCAAGAAGAGGGAGGGUCUGAUCAGGACUCGCCUGCUGGGAGCCGCUGCUGCCAAGGGAGAGGUCAUCACCUUUCUGGACUCCCACUGUGAAUGCAAUGUCAACUGGCUGCCUCCACUGCUGGACCGGAUCGCUCAGAACAGGAAGACUAUCGUGUGUCCGAUGAUCGACGUCAUAGAUCAUGACAACUUCGGCUACGAGACGCAGGCAGGCGACGCCAUGCGUGGGGCGUUCGACUGGGAAAUGUACUACAAACGGAUCCCCAUCCCCACAGAGCUGCAGAAGGAUGACCCCAGUGAACCCUUUGAGUCACCAGUAAUGGCAGGUGGGCUUUUUGCCGUGGACAGGAAGUGGUUCUGGGAGCUGGGAGGAUAUGACACGGGUCUGGAGAUCUGGGGUGGAGAGCAGUACGAGAUCUCCUUCAAGGUGUGGAUGUGUGGUGGUCGAAUGGAGGACAUCCCUUGCUCUAGGGUAGGACACAUCUACAGGAAGUACGUCCCCUACAAAGUUCCUGGAGGGGUCAGCCUAGCCAGGAACCUGAAACGUGUGGCGGAGGUGUGGAUGGAUGAGUACGCUGAAUACAUCUACCAGCGUCGGCCGGAGUAUCGCCACCUGUCCGCAGGAGACAUGGUGGUGCAGAAGGAGCUGAGGAGCCGCUUAAACUGCAAGAGCUUCAAGUGGUUCAUGAACGAGGUGGCCUGGGAUCUGCCCAAACACUACCCACCGGUGGAGCCCCCUGCUGCUGCGUGGGGAGAGGUUCGUAACGUGGGCAACAACCUGUGUAUGGAGACUAAACACUUUGUAUCGGGGAGUCCCAUCCGCCUGGAGAGCUGUGUGAAGGGAAGGGGCGAGGUGAGCUGGAGCCACGGACAGGUGUUCACAUUGGGAUGGAGAGAGGACGUCCGGGUGGGCGACCCCAUACACACUAAAAAAGUUUGCUUCGACGCCAUCUCACACAACAGCCCCGUCACCCUGUACGACUGUCACGGCAUGAAGGGCAACCAGCUGUGGCGCUACAGAAAGGAUAAGAGUCUGUAUCACCCCAUCAGUAACAGCUGUAUCGACAGCAGCCCAAAUGAGCGGCGAAUCUUCAUGAACACGUGUGACCCCUCCUCCCUGAGCCAGCAGUGGCUGUUUGAGAGAACCAACGCCACCGUGCUGGAGCACUUCAACCAGGGCGCCAACUGAGGCCCUACAACGUCCAAGAGAAAAGACUCGAGAUGCACGCAGACGUGGAUCUGCUGCUGCUGCUGCUGUGAAAUGGGGUAUUACAUUUACUCUGGUUCCCCGUUUAACCUGACACUGAGGUGACAGCUGUUUCUCUUUGGGCUGCUCAGAGUGAGGCAGGAUGGGAUACCGCGGGGGAAGUUGGUUAAACACAUCAGUUAGAGGAAUGACUGGGUUGAUCUUUGAUUGAUGGGUUUGAGUUUAAAAGUGACUUUGUGUGUGAGAUGUAUUCAUUCUGUCACAGCAUUGCUGCGGCAGUGGGUCUGCCUCACUUCCUGAUUUUAUUUGAUUGGUUAUCUGUUAUUCCUCAACUCUCUUUUCCCCAAUCCUUUGUUUUUAUUUCAAUUUUUUUUGCCUUUAUUUAUUAGUGUUUCCCUUUAUGUUCUUUGGUUUCUGUUUGUUUUUUCUGUGUUUCCUUUCUCUGUCUGUCUGCCUUUAUCCUCCGUCUCCAUCUCUUUCCACCUACUGUCUCUCCUGGUCCGCCUCUCCCUGCGUGUCCGUCUCUAUCUGCCUGCAUGACUGCACCUUUUCCCACCUUCUCCAUUCACCCUCUCAAAUCCCCUUAUGUCUCUCCAGCACUGACAACCUCCCAGGGGUGGGUGGUGGGAUGUGGGGGGGACACUGCUGCUGAGCCAAAGUCAUCCUGACACCUGGGUGAAGCCAGGCAGAACCACUCUGAAAAUCACCUGGUGAAUUGAUUCUCCUUUACGACCCUCAUUCACCCUCCGUUCCCUUUACUGUGUCCAUUCCCUCUUGGCCUGCGGUUUCUCCUCAGCUGCUCUCCUCCACUCUGUGGCCGAUGUGGGCAGAGCUGCUUCAUAUGUAGCAAAUGGAAGCUGACGAAGAAAAGCGUAAUAGAUAUUUAU